This is a messenger RNA of Heterocephalus glaber (naked mole-rat), 4386 nucleotides long. It is a transcript of the gene Sik1, whose product is annotated as salt inducible kinase 1. NCBI's taxonomy places the organism in Eukaryota, Metazoa, Chordata, Mammalia, Rodentia, Bathyergidae. Gene Ontology annotation, biological process: microtubule cytoskeleton organization; intracellular signal transduction; protein phosphorylation. Gene Ontology annotation, cellular component: cytoplasm. Gene Ontology annotation, molecular function: ATP binding; tau-protein kinase activity. The record is from RefSeq and is a predicted model, not a curated record.
GAGCAGCGAGCGCCCGGGCAGCGCCGGCGGCAGAGCAGGCAGCGGGAACCGCGGGGCGCGACGGGGGUGCGACCCGGAGCCAUGGUGAUCAUGUCGGAGUUGAGCGCCGCCCCGGCGGGCCUCGGCCAGGGCCAGCAGAAAACCCUCCGUGUGGGCUUCUACGACGUGGAGCGCACCCUGGGCAAAGGCAAUUUCGCGGUGGUGAAGCUGGCCCGGCAUCGAGUCACCAAAACACAGGUUGCAAUAAAAAUAAUUGAUAAAACACGAUUAGAUCCAAGCAACUUGGAGAAAAUCUACCGCGAGGUCCAGCUGAUGAAGCUACUCAACCACCCCAAUAUCAUCAGGCUGUACCAGGUUAUGGAAACAAAGGAUAUGCUUUACAUCGUCACUGAAUUUGCCAAGAAUGGAGAAAUGUUCGAUUACCUGACUGCCCACGGGCACUUGAGCGAGAACGAGGCGCGGAAGAAGUUCUGGCAGAUCCUGUCCGCCGUGGAGUACUGCCACAACCACCACAUUGUGCACCGGGACCUCAAGACAGAGAACCUGCUGCUGGACGGCAACAUGGACGUCAAGUUGGCAGAUUUUGGAUUUGGGAAUUUCUACAAGCCUGGAGAGCCUCUCUCUACGUGGUGUGGGAGCCCCCCGUAUGCAGCCCCCGAAGUCUUUGAGGGGAAGGAGUAUGAAGGCCCCCAGCUGGACAUCUGGAGCCUCGGUGUUGUGCUCUACGUCCUCGUCUGCGGUUCUCUCCCUUUUGACGGACCCAACCUGCCGACGCUGAGACAACGGGUGCUGGAGGGCCGGUUCCGCAUCCCCUUCUUUAUGUCUCAAGACUGCGAGAUGCUCAUCCGCCGAAUGCUGGUGGUGGACCCUGCCAAGCGCAUCACCAUUGCCCAGAUCUGGCAGCACCGGUGGAUGCAGGCCGACCCCGCCCUCCUGCGGCAGCCCGACCCUGCCCUCUCCGUGCUCGGCUACACCUCCAACCUGGGUGACUACAAUGAGCAGGCGCUGGGCAUCAUGCAGGCCCUCGGCAUCGACCGGCAGAGGACUGUGGAGUCGCUGCAGAACAGCAGCUAUAACCACUUCGCGGCCAUCUACUACCUCCUGCUCGAGCGCCUCAAGGAGCACCGGGGCGCCCAGCCACUGGCCCGGCCUAUGCCCACCCGGCAGCCCCGGCCCAGGAGCUUGGACCUCAGUGGUCUGGAGGUGCCGCAGGAAGGUCUCCCUGGCGACCCUUUCCGGUCCUCGCUGCUGUGCCCACAGCCCCAGGCCUUGGCACAGUCUGUCCUGCAGGCUGAGAUGGACUGCGACCUCCACAGCUCGCUACAGCCCUUGUUCUUCGCGCCGGACGCCAACUGCAAUGGCGUGUUCCCGCACCGCUCCAUCUCCCCCAGCAGCUUGCUAGACACAGCCAUCAGCGAGGAGGCCAGGCAGGGGCCCAGCCUGGAGGAGGAGCCAGAGGCCCAGGAGGCCCUGCGUGGCAGCACGGGGCGCAGACACACGCUGGCUGAGGUCUCCACCCACUUCUCUCCACUCACCCCUCCCUGUAUCGUUGUGUCUUCCUCUGCUGCGGCGGGCGCCUCGGAAGGAACCAGCUCCGACAGCUGUCUGACCUUCUCCGCAGGCGAAGGCCUCGCUGGGCUCGGCAGCGGCCUGGCCACCCAGGGGCUGCUGGGCACCUGCUCCCCAGUCAGACUGGCCUCGCCUUUCCUAGGGGCACAGUCAGCCACCCCUGUGCUGCAGGCCCAGGGGGGUCUGGGUGGAGCUGUCCUGCUCCCUGUCAGCUUCCAGGAGGGACGGAGGGCAUCGGACACCUCACUGACUCAAGGGCUAAAGGCCUUCCGGCAGCAGCUGAGGAAGAACGCGAGGACCAAGGGGUUCCUGGGGCUGAACAAAAUCAAGGGGCUGGCACGCCAGGUGUGCCAGGCAUCCUCUAGCCGAGUGCCCAGGGCCGGCCUGAGUGCCUUCCACGCCCCUGCCCCAAGCCCGGGCCUUCAGGCUGGCAGCUCCGGCAGCCGUGAGAGCAGAGGCCUGCUGGAGGAGGUGCUGCACCAGCAGAGGCUUCUCCAGUUACAGCACCACCCGGUCGCCCCUCCCAGCUGCCCUCAGGCCCCACAGCUGCCCCCCACCCCGGCCCCCUACCUCCUGGCCCCCUGUGACGGCCUCCUGGUGUCGCAGCUCCCGCUGCUGCCGGCGCCCCUCCUGCAGACCAGCGCGUCCCCUGUGACGUCGGCCGCGCACCUCCUGGACACCCACCUGCACAUCAGCUCUGGCCCUGGGACCCUCCCCACUGGGGCCCUGGCGCCCUGCUUGGCCAGGCUGGCCCCUGGGUGCGACCCCGCCGGGCGGCUGCAGGGGGACUGCGAGAUGAAGGGCCUCACCUCUGGCCAGCGGGGGGCAUUCGUCCUGGUGCAGUGAGGACAGUCCCGCCAGCCGGGUCCACUGGCUCUUCCAAGCAAUAAUUGCGGAGUAUGUGAAGAUGUUUUUGGACUCAAAGCCAAGAACUUUCUACAAGCGAAACAAGCAAUACGUUAGGUGUAUGGGCUUUUAGUUCGUUUUUUGUUUUACUUUUUUCCUUGCACUGAGUGACCUCAACUCCAAGUAGGGACUGGAAACUGAAGAAAAAUUAUCGAGGGUGUGUCGUGCAGGCGGGUGGUGGGGGAGCGGGAUGAGGGGGACCUCCGGCUUCGAGGUCGGCGACAGGGCAGGGGCCUGCCCUUUGUCCACAGCAGUGUUGGGAGGCGACGGGCCUGGAUGUCCUUGGAACGCUCAGGGCAGCCGCGUGCGUGCGUGCGUCAGUAUCCUUUUGGUUUUAGUUGAUGGUUCUUCACCUCCGGAAACACGCUUCAACGGAAACUGUGAACUUGCUGCUUCACAUGUGGGUUGGCACAGUCCCAGGCCUGCUGCCCGGGAAGGGGACUGACUGGGCAGGGGAGUCUCGUCUCCCUUGAAGCGGGAGCUGCGAGCACUGCUCAGGAGUCCGUUUUCCAGCACUGCUCGGAGGAGCUGCAGGGCAGACGGCAGUGGCCAGGGCUGGGGCUUGGUCCCAGGGCGCUUCGCCCAGAGCCCCUGGCACCGCGAGGAAGCCAAGAGCUUUCUUCCUGCUGUGCAUCUUGUUUGCGCUGCUAAUUACUGAGUUUUUAUGUAUUUCAUUAUCAGGGUCCAACACAAUGCCUGACCCGGGUGAAAUGGUGCAGUGUCUUGAGGCUGUGACCGUAGACGGCGCGGUGGGUGGUGUCUCCCUUCGGGGUGAUACAGCCCUGCACCCAGGCCCACGCUCUGGGGUCUGGCUUUCAUUCAAGGAAGGUGCGGGGGGAAGCUUAGGUCCGUGUUUGUAAAGCUGUGUCUCUUUUUCAGCAAAUACUGUAUAUGUACAUAAAUAGGAGACCACAGACACUACUUAUUUUUUAUAUUUUGUACUACACUUUUGUGUUCCUGGUUUAAUCCUCCCUCUCGGUCACCCUGGGGGAGCAUCCCAGCAGCACCAGGUUUGCUGAGGAAGGGCCCACGGCCACCUCUCAGCACUGGCAGGGACGCCGGCUGGGGCGGCCGAACCUCAGUGGGACAGCGGCCACCACCGUGCCCCAUCUGCCAUGCGCCAAGUGCCCAUCCCUCCUCGCCCAGGUGCCUUUGCUUCCCAUGGCUCUCGCAGCCCGAAGUAUUACACAGGGGCCACCCAGAAAGGGGCAAAGGUGGGACUUUUCCAAAGCCAAAGAUUGACCGAGUUACCUGAGGGCAGGAAGGAGCCCCGCGCAUGUCGGAGUUGCAGUGUGGUCCCCGCCCGCUGGCCACCUGUGGCCUCUGCAUAUGCUGAGCUCCAUGCUGCUGCUGCUCUGUGGCUGCUCAGGGCUGGGCGAAGGACCAUCCUCGGGGUGGACCUGGUACCCGGCCCCAGAGAGAACACCAAAGUCCCCUUCCUGCCACCUCUGGACGCCCCUGGCCGACACCUGCCUUCACCUGCAGGAGGCGGCUGACCUACCUGCUCACGUGAGGCCCCGCCCGGCCGUCCCCACACCACAGAUCAAAGGCCUCAUGCCACCCGUGUUUCUCGGAAGCAGCGACAAGCACUUUACUUUCCUAGCGGUUUUUGUUUUUUCUUAGCACUGUAGACCUCUUUGGGAGGACGGGAAAGCCCUGUUUUUAUUUCUUGUUUUUUUAGGUGUGUGCAGUGUUUUGUAGAUUUCCUGACACCGCUGUUCUGCAGGCUCCUGCAGUAGCCUAUUUAAAGACACUACGUGAUCUGGUUGAGAUGUAUAUAGUUUUGGGUUUUUUUUUACCAUAACUGAAUUGUUUUGUUUCUUAUGUUAACGUGAGAGAUGUAUGCCAAAUGAUUAGCUGAUGUAUGUUUUUUUUAAUUUAAUAUGUAAAUAAAAUAUUUGGGGGAAAAGA